Molecule: messenger RNA, 1192 nt
Organism: Pyricularia oryzae 70-15
Lineage: Eukaryota; Fungi; Ascomycota; Sordariomycetes; Magnaporthales; Pyriculariaceae
Exons: 4
Coding region: 30-932 (300 amino acids)
Source: RefSeq, a predicted model, not a curated record
UAUUUCAUCAAGACGCCAUACAGGGCACCAUGAAUGAGCUUUCCUACUACGAACAAAAGACAAAGAACAUCCACAACAGGCUCGGCAUCUCUAGGCCCGCCCGCCUGCUUCUGAAAGCGAUCGAUGACUUGCAAUCUGGCGCCCUGGAAGAGUCCGAACUCCGUCGAAUGAUCCGACUCUCGCCCAGAUACCGCAACGUAAUCUCCCAGACGAUAUCAGACAUUGCCGAUUUUAUCCUCAAUCACCCGGAAGAAUCGAAGACGGGUGCCAUCCUGAUACAGCUUCUGACAAGGAUUCUCCAGGUUGCUGAUGGGGUUUUCGAGCCGAUGCUACCUUUCAUGAAAUUUCCGCGCGAAGUCCGCGACCUCAUAUACUAUUACUAUCUCCACUGUCGCUAUGGAGAGCACAAGAUCAUGUGGACUAACAAGCAAAUGGCACUCUCAGAGGUCUGCAAGGCAAUCCGAGAGGACUUCAUGGCCGUAUUUUACCGGGAGAACAAGUUUUAUUUCAACUGCACCUGCGAAAUGGAUUAUUUUAUCAAGAACAACAAGGACCUGCAGCGGAACAUAGUCUCUAUCAAGGUCCACUGGUGUGGUCCCCGAGCAGACAAGGCAUUCCAAGCACUCAAAACAUGUCCAAACCUUAAGCAAAUGGUGGUGGUGCCUUCUGCAGCCACGACGCGCCAUCUCGUGCCAAGGCAGCAAGUUUUCAACCGCUUUUUUGCCCAUACUUCACGCCCACGACUAACUGAUGCUCUGGGAAUGGAUGAGCUUAUCACCCUACGUGGAAUCCACACUGUCAGCGUUCAGCAUGUACCAGGCCGCCAGGGACAGAAGCGUACAAAUGAAGAACUGGCAAACCUGAGCGAGAUUCUUCAGAAAUAUGUUAAGCAAGACAAAGAUGUUGGAUAUGGCGAGCAAAUAGACUCCUGAGUCCACAGACGCCGAGCGUGGGAUACCUUUAAGUUUUGGCACGAUGCUUUAAUAUCAUCAAGAGCACCUCAAGAUGCGAUACAAUGCAAGCAUCUGAAUUCGUAUACUCGCUAAGAUUCGCUAUAGUUUGCUGGACGACAAAGCUCGAGUGUUGGAGGAUUCAUGAGGCCUUUGCAAGGCGCAGCUACCGAGGCAAGGGAAUACGCGGGGGAAAAGAAUACGGACGAGCUGUACUCACCUUGUAGCUGUGUAAUCUUGGG